GACUUUUGCUUUCCGGUUGCGAUCAUUAUACCUUGUCGUCGCUUUCUUUGGAGCACUGCUUUAUAGACGAACGUGGGCACAAUAUACGCCGAAGCCAGCGUAGAGUGUCGAUCCUCCCAGCAGAGGCACCGGAGAACCGCAGCACUAUGUCGCCCGCCAUGACUGCUUCGGUUGCGUCUCUGACUGUGCUUCUUUUGGCUACGUGUGGCACCGACGCGAGGCUGGACGUGCUUGUAAGCUCCAGGCGGAGGCAACAGACGUGUUUUGCCGAACCGCGGUCGCCCAGCAUAGGAGACCGGGCGCUCUGCCCGUACACCAGGACCGUCGACGUGAAGUACGGUCGAAUUCCGACCACCAUUCCGACGGUGACGUGCAAUUGCCCCGGCAGUCGAUGCAGUCAGACGGGCGACUUUCACUGCCAAGAGAUACGCGAGGAACUCCAGGUUGCCUACAGGGAACACGCCAGACGAACGACAUUACGAAACGAGACGUUUACGUUUGCCUGUGCUUGCAUCACCACCCAAGCGAGGCAGGCAGCGUUAGAACGGCUGACAAGGGUCCACGACCAAUACGGCAACCCCUACGGCGGACAAGUGCGAGAGCUAUGGCGAAAGUACGCAGUGAGGCCGUACAGGAGGCUUCGAGGAUUUCUCGGUGCACCUACUGCGGUACCACAGCUGGCCCAUGCUCCGGAGCACCAACUUCAAGCUUAAUACGAACCGUGAAUGCAUCGUUCGCCUAUAUACAGUGUGCUUGUGACGUUGGCGUGGGCUGCGGUUAGACGUGGAACUGUUUAUAAAAUUCACU
Molecule: messenger RNA, 807 nt
Organism: Rhipicephalus sanguineus (brown dog tick)
Lineage: Eukaryota; Metazoa; Arthropoda; Arachnida; Ixodida; Ixodidae
Exons: 2
Coding region: 147-713 (188 amino acids)
Cellular component (GO): extracellular region
Molecular function (GO): cytokine activity
Source: RefSeq, a predicted model, not a curated record